This is a messenger RNA of Zasmidium cellare ATCC 36951, 1014 nucleotides long. RefSeq lists its product as uncharacterized. The record is from RefSeq and is a predicted model, not a curated record. The transcript has a single exon. NCBI's taxonomy places the organism in Eukaryota, Fungi, Ascomycota, Dothideomycetes, Mycosphaerellales, Mycosphaerellaceae. Bases 1 to 1014 code for a protein of 337 amino acids.
AUGUCGUCGUCCCGAACCAUGCGCCCAGCAGAGAAGCGUGCGCGUCAAAGCGCUACACCCACCAACUCACCAUCCGCUGACUCGAUCUCCUCGCUGGCUCGGCCGAUGAAUCGCUCACUCAACUCAUCGGCGAUGCCCCCUUGCUCUGGACCUACCACCGACCUCGCGAAGCUCACUCUGCGUUUCCAGAGACUGAGCCUCAAUCCACCUCGCGUCGUAACUCCUGUUCUCGGCAAGCGCAAGCGUGAUGACGAGGACUACGAAGAGGAAGAGCAUGUGUUGGCCGCUGCUCGAGUUCUCGGCAUUCCCGAGCUGGUAGAGCAGGUCAUGCUGAACCUCUCACCAGCCGAGAUCCUCCUCACCCAAGCCUUUGCUCCGACCUUCCGGACUGUUUAUCAAGACUCCAAGCAGCUCCAACUCAAGACUCUGGAUCGAUUGGACAUCCCGCCCAAGAUUUCUGUCCCCGCAGCAAGCACGCCUGCAAAGCUGAAUCCGCUCCUCGUCGAACGCCACUAUCACGACGAUAACUUUCGAGUCGACGACUACGAGCUGAAGCGUCCUCAAGGAGUGCUCCGUUUCCUGAUGACGGUACGCGAAGGCAUCAUGCCCUUGGCACGUUUGAUAUUCGAUGAGGAGAGCAAGGGUCUCGAGGUUACCGACAAGAGCUCUUUGCUAAAGCAACACAUCUACGACUCCGCCACGACGCUCAAGCUCAGCGUCUUCUGUGGAGCCGAUGAGAUUCAGAGGGAAGAUGGUGGAAUGUGGGAAGUGGACUUGCACGCCGAAGUCAACGUCAAGAACUGCCAGGUCGGCAAGCUGGUCCAGGUCGCUAAGAAGUUGAGAAGCGGGAGCGACUUCAGUUUCGUCCAUAGCAAGAGGAACGGGCAGUCACCUUGGGGACCUUCGCACACCGCCAAGUUCCGCCUGACGAACAUUGACCCGGAGUUGCUGGAUGUCAUUGUGGGCCAGGUCACGCUUCAUGAUCGCCUUGUUCGUCAGAUCAGAGGUGGAUGA